AUGCCCAACAAAACCCCCACUCUGUCAGAUUUUCCUUCCAGACUUACCGUCACCGUCACUCUCCCACCGCCCCCUACCUCAAACCCAGCCCCAAACAUUCUCAUUCUUCUUCAUGGGAUAGGUGAUAGCUCGGAAAAUUUCUCAGGCUUUGCACGCGCCCUACGCCUCGCGGAGACAACAAUUGUCACCGUCCAAGCCCCCACGCCACUACCAUUCGACUUAGGCGGGUUCCACUGGGGCGAUGAUAUCGCCUUCGACACAUCCACAGGCGGACUGGACAUGGAUGUCAGCCUGACCAGUAGCACGAAAAUGCUAGUCAAUAAUGUUAUCCGCGACACACUAAUUAAGAAAUGCGGCUACCGCCCGCGCGAAAUAAUGAUACUUGGUUUUGGUCAAGGUGGUAUGGCUGCACUAGUCACAGCACGAGAGUUGGAACAGUCGGCUGGCGAGGACGUGGACAGAGAACCAUUGUCCGGAGUAAUCUCCAUUGGUGCGCCAUACCCACUCGCCGGGUUAAGGUCUGGUUCUAAGAACCGGUCACCAGUGCUGCUAGUUGGUGGACGGGACUCAACUAUUGUUUCUGAUGCCGCUGUGCUUCGGACAAAAGAAGUUUUUGAAUUUGUCGAAUUAAGUCGCUAUGCGCGCAAAGGUGAUACAAUGCCUUCUAAUUAUGAAGAGAUGGCGCCUGUUAUGCGAUUUUUUGCGCGGAGGCUGCGUAGUCAGAAGGGUGUACCUGAAGGUAGCGUUGAGCUUGGUUGA
Penicillium taxi is the source of this 759-nucleotide messenger RNA. Its product is annotated as alpha/beta hydrolase. NCBI's taxonomy places the organism in Eukaryota, Fungi, Ascomycota, Eurotiomycetes, Eurotiales, Aspergillaceae. Gene Ontology annotation, biological process: protein depalmitoylation. Gene Ontology annotation, cellular component: cytoplasm. The record is from RefSeq and is a predicted model, not a curated record. Gene Ontology annotation, molecular function: carboxylic ester hydrolase activity; palmitoyl-(protein) hydrolase activity. The transcript has a single exon. The coding region runs from base 1 to 759 and encodes 252 amino acids.